GCACCCUAACUCGGGCGGAUGGGCAGGGUUAUCUAAGGUUUUUCUUGUUUAUCUCGUUCCCUGUUCUUAUCAUUUGGAGCCUGAAGCAGUUUGAACGGACUUCUUUGCUCUUAACAGAAGCAGAGCAGUAAUUAAAUUUCACAGCAGACGCUAGCGAUGGAGAAAUCGCUUUUACUCCAGUAUCCGACAACUAUUGCUGUGGUCACUCUGACAGGAGUGGGCCUUUUUGCCUUUAAGAGAUGGAUGGCAGGGGGGGUUUGUUGCAGCAAAGUCAGACUGGAUGGGAAAACAGUCCUCAUAACAGGUGCCAACACUGGAAUCGGAAAAGAAACUGCAGUCGAUCUGGCUCAAAGAGGUGCGAGAGUCAUCAUGGCCUGCAGAGACAUGGAGAGAGCCAACAAAGCUGCUGAAGACGUGAGAAAGAGGAGCGGAAAUGGAAAUGUCAUUGUCAAAAAGUUGGACUUGGCAUCUCUGGAGUCAGUGAGACAUCUUUCCAAAGAAGUUCUUGCAAGUGAAGAGCGACUGGAUAUUCUCAUCAACAAUGCAGGCAUCAUGAGCUGUCCACAGUGGAAGACUGAGGAUGGAUUCGAGAUGCAGUUUGGCGUGAACCAUCUUGGCCACUUCCUGUUGACAAACUGUUUGUUGGAUCUUUUGAAGAAGUCGACUCCGAGUCGCAUAGUUAAUGUCUCCAGCUUAGCACACGAAAAAGGUGAAAUUUAUUUUGACGACAUCAAUUUGGAGAAAGAUUACCAUCCUUGGAAAAGCUACCGUCAAAGCAAACUAGCCAAUGUCUUGUUUACAAGAGAGUUGGCCAAGAGGUUGGAAGGAACUGGAGUAACGACAUACAGCCUCCACCCAGGAGUGAUUAAGACAGAGCUUGGCCGACACUUCUUGCCUACUAUACCCUUGUGGAAAAGGGUUUUGUACAAACCUUUCAGUUUCUUCAUCAAGUCUUCUUCACAAGGGGCGCAGACAACCAUCUACUGCGCUGUGGAGGAAAAGCUGCAAAAUGAGAGCGGCCUCUACUACAGUGACUGUGCACCUAAGACUCCUGCCCCCCAGGCUCUGGAUGAUGAGGCAGCCAAGAGGCUGUGGGAUGUGAGUGCCUCCAUGGUCGGCCUCGCUCAGUCGUAGAUGCAUGGAUAAUGAUGAAAGGCGCCACCCAAAAGAACUUUCUAGAGCUCCAUCGAAUGUCUGUGAUUGUGAGUUCACAGGGAAAAAAAUAAAAACCACUUUCAUCCACAAGUGAUAAACAUUUAUUUCAAAUGUACAACAAACUACUUGCAAAAAUACUAUGGAUAAAACUAUGUUUCCUUCUUAACAAAUCACAGAAGUCACAUGGAAGCUGUACGAUCUUAGGUUUGCGAUUAGCGUGAAAUGACAUUUUUAAUCAACAAAUGUCUACGUUGAGCUUGGGCUCACAUGACAUUCACCAUUGUUUGGAAUAAACCUAUAAGGAUUAAGUGUGCUUUGACGAGCUUUUCUAACACCGCUAAUGAUAACGCUGUUAUUGUCUUUCUCCUGGGCAAUAGUAACACAUCAUAGCUUGUUCUUUGACCUAAUAUUAAGGCUUUAUGUUUAUUCAUAAAUAUGUUAUUAUCUUGUUUCAUAAGGGAUCAAAAUGUUAAAAUAAAACGCAUGUUGAUUACAUCAACAUAAAUAAAAUCAUUUGACAAAUAAA
This is a messenger RNA of Oryzias latipes (Japanese medaka), 1681 nucleotides long. Its product is annotated as retinol dehydrogenase 13. NCBI's taxonomy places the organism in Eukaryota, Metazoa, Chordata, Actinopteri, Beloniformes, Adrianichthyidae. The record is from RefSeq and is a predicted model, not a curated record.